UUCAAGUCCUACUUGGAGGGUCGCGGGGCUGCCCUCGCCCUGACUGCGGAGUUCCUGCCGUACUACGCACUGCCCUUUGUACAACAGCCCGAGCACCACCCCUCCUUCGAGGCCCUGUUCCAGUCCCGCUGGGUGGACGAGGAGCGACUACAGCUGAAGAACUUCCUAGAGGGCCUUACGGCGAGGUCCGGUGUACCGCAGCUGUACAUCAUGUAC
This is a messenger RNA of Volvox carteri f. nagariensis, 216 nucleotides long. RefSeq lists its product as uncharacterized. NCBI's taxonomy places the organism in Eukaryota, Viridiplantae, Chlorophyta, Chlorophyceae, Chlamydomonadales, Volvocaceae. Gene Ontology annotation, cellular component: ciliary tip; ciliary basal body; centriole. The transcript has 2 exons. The annotation marks the transcript as partial. The record is from RefSeq and is a predicted model, not a curated record. Gene Ontology annotation, biological process: cilium assembly.